AUGGCACCAAACGCGAACGACUUUCUGGAUGCUUCGGAAAGCGACAAUGAUCACAUUGAGAGCUAUGACUCGGAAAAUGAAAUCAGCAAGGGCGGAAGCCGAAGCACAAAGCGCAGAAAGCUAAGCCCCGAGGAAGACGGCGACUCUGACCACGAUGCGAGCGACACUGACGGCGGCGAUGACGAGGAAGACGACGCUGUUGAAGCAGAAGCCAAGACAGCAGAAGACAAGGAAUCCGAAAAGAAAAAGACCAAGCUUCCCAAGAUCCAGAGCGACCUACCCGACAUCUCCCGCACCCUCACCAAGAAGAAUCUCGUCGCGACCGAAAAAGCCAUCAAAAGGUCCGGCGUCGUCUACCUCUCCCGCAUACCGCCAUUCAUGAAGCCCGCCAAGCUGCGCUCCCUUCUCGAGCCCUACGGCGCCAUCAACCGCAUCUUUCUCGCCCCCGAGGACCCUACCGCGCACGCGCGGCGCGUCCGCGCCGGCGGCAACAAGAAGCGCUCCUACACCGAGGGCUGGGUCGAGUUUCUGCGGAAAAAGGACGCCAAAGCAGUCUGCGCGCUGCUGAAUGCCGGCACCGUGGGCGGCAAAAAGGGCAGCUACUACCGGGACGACAUUUGGAAUUUGAUGUACCUCAAAGGGUUCAAGUGGCACAACCUCACGGAGCAGAUUGCGUCGGAGAAUGCGGAGCGCGCGAGCCGCAUGCGCGCCGAGAUUAGCAAGACGGCGCGCGAGAAUAAGGAGUUUGUGAGGAACGUGGAACAGGCCAAGGUGCUGGACGGCAUUGCCAAGUCGGCGGCGGCGAGGAAGCGCAAGGCGGCGGACAAUGGAGAGCCCGAGACUGGUGCUGAUGGCGAUGGCGUGGCGGAGGGGGCGACGCAGAGGCACACGAGGACGUUUAAGCAAAUACCCCUGGCAAAGAAGACUAAGGAUACGGAUGAGCAACCUGAAAGGGUCACGAGGGUAUUGAACAAGAUUUUCUAA
Beauveria bassiana ARSEF 2860 is the source of this 984-nucleotide messenger RNA. RefSeq names its product RNA recognition domain-containing protein. Lineage: Eukaryota; Fungi; Ascomycota; Sordariomycetes; Hypocreales; Cordycipitaceae. The record is from RefSeq and is a predicted model, not a curated record. Bases 1 to 984 code for a protein of 327 amino acids. Gene Ontology annotation, cellular component: nucleolus. Gene Ontology annotation, biological process: endonucleolytic cleavage to generate mature 5'-end of SSU-rRNA from (SSU-rRNA, 5.8S rRNA, LSU-rRNA); endonucleolytic cleavage in 5'-ETS of tricistronic rRNA transcript (SSU-rRNA, 5.8S rRNA, LSU-rRNA); small-subunit processome assembly. Gene Ontology annotation, molecular function: RNA binding. The transcript has a single exon.